AUUUAGCUGAGCCUUUACUCUCUCUCAACUUUUCAAUUCCCAAAACCAGCCGACCGAUUAUUGAGCCAGCCUCGUUGCCCUAGCUCCUCUCCUCCGUCGAAUCCUCCGACCAAAUCAACGGAUCCGCCGUCGUAACCAAUCCCUCAGAUCGGCGAAACUUCCAACUCGCCGAUCCUCCUGAGCUCAUAUCCCUUAAAUCGGCUCAGAGAUCCAGCGCCGAUCCUCUUUCUCUCUUGGCUGCUGCUUCUGCUUUCCCUCCAAAAAAAUAACAACUUCCCUCUCCCUCGCAACGGUUUUUUUCUCAAAGGAUCGUUUCACAGAGACAAAGAAGCUUGGAAUCAAAUGGAGUGGAAUGUUAACAAUGCAUUCAAAACCUACAAAGAAUUGGAACCUAAAGCUAUGAUGGAUAUGACACUUGUUCCACAUUCUGAUCCCAUUGACAUUGGAUUAGGCUCUUCUGAUAAGGCAAAUUCUGUUCCUCCUAAACGGAAGAAGACUAUGACAUCAGUUUAUCUUAAAUAUUUUGAGACUGCACCAGACAGCAAAACUCGGAAAUGCAAGUUCUGUGGACAAAGCUAUUCCAUUGCCACAGCUACUGGAAAUCUUGGAAGGCAUCUGACUAAUCGGCAUCCAGGCUAUGAUAAGGCAGCAGAUGUUGUCACCAGCUCAUCAGUACCACAGACACCACCGGUUGUUGUUAAACAGUCACAAUCCCAGUCGAAAGCGCCACAACUCGAUUAUGAUCAUCUUAACUGGUUAGUUCUCAAGUGGCUUGCUUUGUCAUCACUUCCUCCCUCUACUGUAGACGAAACAUGGUUGGGAAACUCCUUCAAAUUUCUUAACCCAUCCAUCCAGUUAUGGCCGGCUAAAAAAUAUAAAGCCAUACUUCAUGAGGUUUUCAGAAGUAUGCGGGGAGAUGUAAAGACAUCCUUGGAGCAUAUCCAAUCCAAAGUUUCAGUCACUUUGAGUUUCUGGAAUUCAUAUGAAAACAUUUUUUAUAUGAGCGUAACAGGCCAAUGGAUAGACGAAAAUUGGUCGUCUCAUAGGUUGUUGCUCGACAUAUGUCGGAUUCCUUAUCCCUCUGGGGGUUCUGAGAUCUAUAACUCCCUUUUAAAAGUCCUUAAGAUAUAUGCUAUUGAAGACAGGGUUCUAUGUUGUACACAUGACAACAGCCAAAACGCUAUUCUCGCUUGUCAUAGCCUGAAGGAGUACUUGGAUGCUCAAAAGGUCUUGCCUUUCUGCUACAUUCCCUGUGCCGCUCAAACUCUGAAUGAUAUUAUUGAUGAGGGGUUAGCAACUAUAAAGCCCAUAAUCUCAAAGGUCAGAGAAUUCACACAAGAGUUAAACACGUCCACAGAGCUAUCAGAUGAUUUCAUUCAGUUGACAACAGCUUAUCAAGAAGGCAACUGGAAACUUCCGAUCGAUGCUUCAUCUCGUUGGAGUGGCAAUUACCAGAUGGUCAACAUCUUGUGCAAGGCUAGCAAGUCCUUGGACUCGGUGAUUAGGAAAAACGAGGAUGCUCUAGAGAACAGAAUGAUAUUGAGUUCUGUAGAGAAGAACGCUGUGAAUAUUGUCCACAAUUACUUGGACUUGGAUUCAUUCCACAGGACCACUAACGAUAUGUGCACGAACAAGGAUCUCACGGUUGGUCUAGCACUGCUCUUCAUGGAUAACAUAUCCGAGAUGAUCACGACUUGCCAGAAAUCAUGUCACAACCCAGACUGGCUAAGAACUUGUGCUGAAAGCAUGGCCCAGAAGGCCAGAAGUUACAACACUCAAGUGUGCAACGUGUUCACUUACAUUACAGCCAUUCUUGACCCGCGGAUCAAAACAGAGUACAUUCCAGAGACGAUAAAUCUCGAGAGCUAUAUAGAUGAAGCAAGAAACCAUUUCAUACGUAACUAUUCUUCUACUCAUUUCACAUCUUCCAUGUCUAGCGGGUACCGUCCUCAGGAAAUAGACGAAGGAGGAGCAGGAGGAGGAGGAAAUAUCUCAUUUGCAGAGGAAAUCGCUAGAAGGAAAAGAAGAGGAAGUAUGAGUAACAAUGUUGUUGAUGAACUGACUCAGUACUUAUCAGAGUCUAUAGCUCCGAUGCAGACCGAUGUGUUAGAUUGGUGGAAGGUAAACAGUGGAAGAUACCCGCGACUUUCCAACAUGGCUCGUGAUUUCCUUGCUGUUCAGGCGACUUCCGCUGCACCGGAAGAGAUAUUUUGUGGUAAAGGAGAAGAGAUUGAUAAGCAAAAGUAUUGCAUGCCUCAUGAUAGCACACAAUCUGUAAUUUGUAUCAGAUCAUGGAUUGAAGCUGGUAUGAAACUGAAGUACAAGUGUAGUGAGAUUGACUAUGAACGACUAAUGGAGUUAGCUGCUAACGUGGCUGCUGAUAAUUCUGCUGGAGGUUUAGAAAAGAGUCAACAUAGGUGAGAUUAUUUUUUAGUAUUUGUACUAAAGAACUACUAUAAUUUAGUUGUCGUACUUUUAGCAUGAAUCAUUGAAUUGUAUGUAAUUUUGUAAAGACCUUUUUGUGUUAGAGUUGGUUUGAUGUAAACCAAGCUGGUUAGCUUUCUUCAUAACCGUAUGUGCCUUUCAUAUCAUGUUAGAGGGAAAUAAACACAAUGUUGACUA
Molecule: messenger RNA, 2622 nt
Organism: Arabidopsis arenosa
Lineage: Eukaryota; Viridiplantae; Streptophyta; Magnoliopsida; Brassicales; Brassicaceae
Source: the annotation of a GenBank genome assembly